CCCGCUGGGAGCGCUUCGGCGCUUUAAGGACGGGGAGGGCCCGGGGGCGGUGGCCCCAGGAGCGGUUGUCGCGGGGACUGGGCGGAGACGAGGCCCGAGGGCGGAAGUGAGAAAGUUGCGGGCGUCCAGAGGCGAGUCGGCGGAGCUGUGCGCGCGGCGCGGCGAUGGGGGGCUCGGGCAGUCGCCUGUCCAAGGAGCUGCUGGCCGAGUACCAGGACUUGACGUUCCUGACCAAGCAGGAGAUCCUCCUAGCCCACAAGCGGUUUUGUGAGCUGCUUCCCCAGGAGCAUCGGAGUGUGGAGGAGUCACUGCGGGCUCAAGUGCCCUUCGAGCAGAUCCUCAGCCUUCCAGAGCUCAAGGCCAACCCCUUUAAGGAGCGAAUCUGCAGGGUCUUCUCCACGUCCCCAACUAGAGACAGCCUGAGCUUCGAGGACUUCCUGGACCUCCUCAGUGUGUUCAGUGACACAGCAACCCCUGACAUCAAGUCCCACUAUGCCUUCCGCAUCUUCGACUUUGAUGAUGAUGGCACCUUGAACAGAGAAGACCUGAGCCGGCUGGUGAACUGCCUCACCGGGGAGGGCGAGGACACUCGGCUCAGCGUGUCGGAGAUGAAGCAGCUCGUGGACAACGUGAGCAGCCGGGCCAGGGAGCGGGAGGGAAGGUUGGGGCUCUGGCUGAAGCUCUCCCUUCCCCAGAUCCUGGAAGAGUCUGACAUUGAUAGGGACGGGACCAUUAAUCUCUCUGAGUUCCAGCACGUCAUCUCCCGUUCACCGGACUUUGCCAGCUCCUUUAAGAUUGUCCUGUGACAGCAGCCCCAGUGUGUGUUCCAGCCUCCUCUCCAAGAACCUUUCCGCUGCUAAGCUGUGGCCGAGGUCAUGCCUGUGUUGCCAGGGCCGGUCAGGCUGGCCCAGCCUGGAGCUGGCACUGCGCAGACUCGCCCCAGGCAGGGGCAGGCCCUCCUUGUCAGGGCCUCUCCCCUUCUGUCAGCCAUGGGCAUCGCUGUUUGUUUCUACUAAUCAAUAAUAAAGAUUUAGAAGUUUUGACCCU
Messenger RNA from Propithecus coquereli (Coquerel's sifaka), 1047 nucleotides. It is a transcript of the gene CIB1, whose product is annotated as calcium and integrin binding 1 (calmyrin). NCBI's taxonomy places the organism in Eukaryota, Metazoa, Chordata, Mammalia, Primates, Indriidae. The transcript is spliced from 6 exons. Gene Ontology annotation, molecular function: calcium ion binding. The record is from RefSeq and is a predicted model, not a curated record. Bases 165 to 806 code for a protein of 213 amino acids.